Molecule: messenger RNA, 462 nt
Organism: Funneliformis caledonium
Lineage: Eukaryota; Fungi; Glomeromycota; Glomeromycetes; Glomerales; Glomeraceae
Source: the annotation of a GenBank genome assembly
AUGAAGGAUGUCAUUCUUAUAGAUUUACAAGAAAAUGACCUUCAUUCUUUAAAUGCAUAUAUUAAAGCUAUUAACACCGUUAUGGAUAUCAAUCCAUUUCCAAAGAAGAAGUGUGAAGAAAAGAAUGAUAUCCUCUUAGUUGCAAUGAAGAUGCUGAAAACACAAUUACGUCAUCUUCCUUUGGGUUUCAACAAUCCUAUUAAAAUUCUAGCUUGUGGCUAUACAUAUCAUAGAUUCUGUUACAGUAACAAUAGGUUUAAAUGCUUACAUUGUCUCUCAUUCUUAUGCAACGGUAUUGAUGAACAUGUUCAAUCUUUAUUAAAAUCUUUGCAAAAACGAAAAGAGCAGGUUAUUAAACCAGAAAGUAAUAUUCCUUGCGAUGACAAUGAUGAUGAAAGUGAACUCAUAAAAUAUAUAGCAUAUGCAUUAGAAGAGGCAUUGCAUAAAUUUCAACAGCAAUAG